AUGCGGCUGCUCCUGCUCGUGCCCCUGCUGCUGGCCCCGGCGCCCAGGUCCUGGGCUCCCAAGGUGAGACGGCAGAGUGACACCUGGGGACCCUGGGGUCCCUGGAGCUCCUGCAGCCGGACCUGCGGAGUGGGCAUCAGCGUCAGGGAGCGCCCCUGCUUCUCCCAGAGGAGAGAUGGGGGCUCCAGCUGCGUGGGCCCUGCCCAGAGCCACCGCUCUUGCCACACCGAGAGCUGCCCGGCGGGUGCCAGGGACUUCCGGGCGGAGCAGUGCUCCCAGUUCGACAGCCAGGACUUCCAGGGAAGGUGGUACAAGUGGCUGCCGUACUACGGAGCCCCGAACAAGUGCGAGCUGAACUGCAUUCCCAAGGGGGAGAACUUCUACUUCAAGCACAGGGAGGCUGUCGUGGAUGGGACACCCUGUGAGCCUGGCACACGGGACGUCUGUGUGGAUGGCAGCUGCAGGGUCGUGGGCUGUGACUACAACCUCGACUCCUCAAAGGAGGAGGACAAGUGUCUGCAGUGUGGGGGUGACGGCAGGACCUGCUACCCUGUCACAGGCACCUUUGAUGCCAAUGACCUCAGCAGAGCGGUGAAGAGCCUGCGGGGAGAAUACUUCCUCAACGGGCACUGGACCAUCGGGGACGCCUGGGCCCUGCCCGCGGCCAGCACCGUCCUGCACUACGAGCGCGGGGCCGAGGGGGACCUGGCUCCUGAGCGGCUCCACGCUCGCGGCCCCACCUCCGAGCCCCUGGUCAUUGAGCUCCUCAGCCAGGAUCCCAACCCCGGUGUGCGCUACGAGUACCACCUGCCCCUGGGCAGCUCCCGGUCGGGCUUCCGCUGGAGCCACGGCUCAUGGAGUGACUGCACUGCCGAGUGCGGGGGAGGUCACCAGUCCCGCUCGGUGUUCUGCACCACUGACAAUGAGGUCUACCCUGACCACAUGUGCCAGCAUCAGCUGCAGCCAGCCGACCGCCGCCCCUGCAGCACUCACCCCUGCCCGCAGACCAAGCGCUGGAAGACGGGGCCCUGGUCGCCCUGCUCGGCCUCCUGUGGCGGCGGCUCCCAGUCCCGCUCUGUCUACUGCGUCUCAUCUGAUGGGGCAGGCAGCCAGGAGGCCACCGGGGAGGCAGCGUGUGCAGGCCAGCCUGGGAAGCCCCCUGCCACCCGGGCUUGCAACCUGCGGCGCUGCGUAGCCUGGAGAGCGGAGCCCUGGGGAGAGUGCUCUGUCAGCUGCGGUGCCGGGGUCCGGAGGCGAAGCGUCACCUGCCGCAGCGAUGAGGGGUCUCUGCUCGACGCCGCAGCAUGCCCCGUGGAGGACCGCCCCCGCAUCACGGAGCCCUGUGUGCGUGAAGACUGUCCCCCCAUCCAUGACCAGGCCUGGCGUGUAGGCGCCUGGGGUCUGUGUUCCAAGAGCUGCAGCACAGGGACCCGGAGACGCCAGGUCAUCUGUGCCCUCGGGCCUCCCAGCCGCUGUGGGAACCUGCAGCUGUCCAAGCCCAGGGAGGCCGAGCCCUGUAACACACAGCCCUGCCAUCUGCGUCCAGAAGUCCCCAGCGUGGAGGACGUGCUCGCUGGCCCCAGGGAUCCCCGGAUGUCUUUGGGCCCUCAGGUGGCCGCCAACCCAGAUUCCAGAGACCAGUGGUGGCUCCCCCAGGAGCAAACCUUAGUGCAGGGUAAUCCCAGCGGAGCCCAGGGCCUCCACCUGCCAGGCAUAGCCCCCUCUCUGCCACAGUCCCUGCACCCGCAGCCACCACGGUCUGGCUUGGCACCCCAAGACUGCAGACACAGCCCCUAUGGGUGCUGUCCUGAUGGCCACACCGCGUCUCUUGGGCCGCAGUGGCAGGGCUGCCCAGGAGCCUCGUGUCAGCAGAGCAGGUACGGGUGCUGCCCUGAUGGGGUGUCUGCGGCUGAGGGGCCCCAGCACGCAGGCUGCGCGGGGUCUUACAGCAGUGACAACACCGGGAGAAGGCCGGGGUCAAGAGCGGUGGCUUCUUCGGCCCCCAAGACCCACCAGCCCCGGGCUCAGCAGAAUGAGCCCAGUGAGUGCCGGGGCUCCCAGUUUGGCUGCUGCUAUGACAACGUGGCCUCUGCUGCUGGUCCUCUUGGGGAAGGCUGCGUGGGCCAGCCCAGCUACGCCUACCCUGUGCGGUGCCUGCUGCCCAGCGCCCACGGCUCCUGUGUGGACUGGGCGGCCCGCUGGUACUUCGUCCCCUCUGUGGGCCGGUGUAACCGGUUCUGGUACGGCGGGUGCCACGGCAACGGCAAUAACUUCGCCUCCGAGGAGGAGUGCAUGAGCCGCUGCCGGGGGCCUCCCGCCGGGGCCCGCGGAGAUGGUGGGGGCAGCGGUCCCGGGGGCCAGCAAGAAGCCAGAUGGCAGAGGACGGGGGCCACGGUCCAGACGAAGCCCUUGCCUUCCGGUGGCGUCUCGUGGCGAGACCGAGAGCCUGGGCCGAGGGAGGAGUCCCACACGCAGGCCUUUGGAGAGCGGCCCUGGCGCGGGGAGCUGGGGGCCAGCGCCCCUGGCCUGGGCGGAGAUGCCGGGCAACCAGCGCCGCCUUCCCGCAGCUCUUCCUACAGGGUCAGCUUGGCCGGCCAGGAGCCAUCCCUGGUACAGGCGGCCCCGGGGCAGUUGGCGCAGCUCGUCUGCCGAAGUGAUGACACCUCCCUGGAGCCCCAUGGCCAGUGGCAGAAAGACGGGCAGCCCGUCUCCUCCGACAGGCACAAGCUGCAGCCGGAUGGCUCCCUGGUCAUCAGUCCCCUGCGGGCAGAGGACGCUGGCAUCUACAGCUGUGGUGGCAGCAGGCCGGGUGGUGACGCUCAGAAGAUCCAGCUUCGUGUCAUAGGGGGUGAUGUGGCUGUGCUGUCUGAGGCUGAGCCAAGGCACUUCCCUCGGACCAGGGACCCAGCUCAGCACCACAGUCCUUGGGACUCCAGCCUAGUGGGGGACAGAGGGGGCCCAGGGGCCAUCUCCUCCUUGCAACCUCGGCCCACGACCAGGCUGCUUCUGGACAGGAACCAGCCCGGGGUGGUGGACGCCCAACCAGGCCAGCGGGCCCGGCUGACCUGCCGUGCUGAGGGCUUCCCGCCCCCCGCCAUUGAGUGGCAGAGAGAUGGGCAGCCCCCCUCUUCCCCCAGACACCAGCUGCAGCCCGAUGGCUCUCUGGUCAUCAGCCACGUGACUGUGGAAGACGGUGGCUUCUAUGCCUGUGUUGCUUUCAACGGGCAGGACCGAGACCAGAGAUGGGUCCAGCUCAGAGUUCUGGGGGAGCUGACCAUCGCAGAGCUGCCCUCCACUAUGAUGGUGCCAGAGGGGGACACGGCCAGGCUGCUGUGUGUGGUGACAGGAGAAAGUGUGAACAUCAGAUGGUCCAGGAAUGGACUGCCGGUGCGGGCCGACGGGCAUCGCGUCUACCAGUCCCCAGAUGGCACCUUGCUGAUCCACAACCUGCAGGCCAGAGACGAGGGCUCGUACACGUGCAGCGCCUACCGUGGAAGCCAGGCAGUGAGCCGCAGCACCGACGUGAGGGUGGUCCCGCCGGCGCUGCCCGGGGCCCUCAGCAGGGAGUGUGCGGACCAGCCCGAGCUCGCCAACUGUGAGCUGAUCCUGAAGGCCCAGCUCUGCGGCAACGAGUAUUACUCCAGCUUCUGCUGCGCCAGCUGCUCCCGCUUCCAGCCUCCCGCUCAGCCUGUCUGGCAGCAGGGAUGAAGGCUGGCCUUGGGCCCGGUCCCGAAGCAGCCCUCGGCCUGUGGCCUCCGGCUGGCAAAGGGAUCUGUCCUUUAGAGAAGGGGCCCUUUCAGGCUGCCGGCCUGGCCAGCACCCACCUGGCGCUCCGCCACCACAGGCAGCUGUCAAGAGGCAUCUGCUUGGAGAAGACCACCCUUUCCGGCCUCCUCCCUCAUUUCUGUUCUGCAGGAUCCGUUCACUGGGUUCUAAAGCAAGUUACCAGGGUUCUCAAUUCAUUGAAAGCUGGGUGGGGAGGUGUGGAAGGGUUUCGAAGGUACCAUAUAUCUCCUGGGCACACUAACUCCUGCCGGGUCAGGCCAUUUCUCUUUGCUAGAACGCCCUCGCACGUAGGGUCCACUGCUCCGGUUGCGCUCACCCUUCUGGGCGGGCAGCUUCAACCCCCCGUGCGGACAGUUAACGGCGCGCUUGUGAGCGCUCCUGCCAAGGUGCAGCAUGGCACAUGCGGUCAGGAUGGGGAUGGGGUGAAGGAGCAGCAGCUGGUGCCGUCAGCAUGGCCGAACUGGGGGAGCAGCGCCUUACUUUCCUUCGGAAAGAUCCCCCUCCGGAGACCGACGCGCAGAGCCUGGCUGUGAGGGUCCCCUCACCCUGCAUCGAGCUGACCCGCUCUGCGCAGUGACCAGCGGGGAGCCUCUCCUCCCCCAGCAGCAAUCUGUGAGGCAGAACCAGACCAUUAAAAACUGGCACUGGCAGGACAGGGGAGAGAAGAAGGGGAAGGCAACGUAUGAACAAUGAAGUGGUUUCAGAAAUGGCUGGAAGUGGCAGAAGUCUCCUCCAUCUCUCAGAACCUCCCGUUCCUCGCUGCUGCUAGAUGAGAGGCCUGGAUUCAGCGAGCUUCCAGGUCCCUUUCCACUUUAACCUUCUACACAUCCUCCAGAGGACUGGCUGGACCUGACAGGUUACUCCGGGACAUAGGAAAGGCAGGCAUUACAGGGAAAGCUGACUUUUAUUACACCACACUGGCUGGAAAAGAGAAACUACAUCAUGGGUGAGUGACAAUUCUUGGUCUACCUCUCCGUCAACACAGGAAACGUGGAUUAGGGGCAGAGGCAUUUUUCUUCUUUCCACUUAAAAAAAAAAACCGGAGGAUCCCCUUUCAUUUACCAUGGCUAGUUUUGCUAUACAAACUGGAAACUAAGGGCUACUUUCUUGGACUCCCCAGUUCUCCCCAACUGGCAACAUCAUUCAGAAGUUAAGUUCGAGGGUAGCUAGCACUUCCUAGAACUAGUCACAGAGUACUAGGCUAAGGUUAUAGCAAAGACUAACACUAACAAGCUGGACCAGUGGCUUUCUUCCAUAUUGGGAGCUUUUUUUUUUUUGGUUAAAAAAAACCAACAAAAAACAACUUG
This is a messenger RNA of Enhydra lutris kenyoni (northern sea otter), 5093 nucleotides long. RefSeq names its product papilin, proteoglycan like sulfated glycoprotein. Gene Ontology annotation, cellular component: extracellular matrix. The transcript has 25 exons. The record is from RefSeq and is a predicted model, not a curated record. Gene Ontology annotation, molecular function: serine-type endopeptidase inhibitor activity; metalloendopeptidase activity. Gene Ontology annotation, biological process: extracellular matrix organization. NCBI's taxonomy places the organism in Eukaryota, Metazoa, Chordata, Mammalia, Carnivora, Mustelidae. The coding region runs from base 1 to 3708 and encodes 1235 amino acids.